UCCUCCCCGUCCGGCGCCGCCGCAGCCCGCAUGUAAGCGAUCGCCGCCCCGCCCGUCCGGCCGGCCAUGGCGUCCACGCUGCUGCGCAGGGUGUGGGGCACCGUGCUGGCCCGCGCGGGGCCGCGCGACCCGGACGCCUCCUCCUCCUCCCCGCGCCGCCGCGGCGCCCCGGCGGCGUCGGCGGCGGCGGAGUACGGGUCCCUGGGCGCGCUCGACGCCGUGCCGAUCGACGUGCUGGCGCAGAUCCUGCGCCUGCUGGGCCCCGGCGACGCGGCGCGCUCCGUCGCCGUGUGCCGCACCUGGCGCCUCCUCGCCUCCGACAACGCGCUCUGGGCCUUCUUCCUCAGCCUCGGCCCCGACCCCUGGGACCUCGUCGUCUUCGCCGAGACCCACCUCGCCGCCGGCCCCGCCGAGCCCCGCAGCGCCGUGCCGUGCCACUGCGUACGCAGCGUCUACUUCGGCACCGUUCGCGUCCCGCCGCAGCUCUCCUUCAAGCGCAUCUACGGACAGCGAGCGCUCGUCCCCGGCUCUAUCAUAGUCGAUGGUGGAUCAGGCUAUUGCAAGUACGGCUGGAGCAAGUAUGCUGCUCCUUCUGGGCGUUGUGCUACUUUUCUGGAAUUUGGUAACAUUGAGUCCCCUAUGUAUGCAAGACUUCGUCACUUUUUCUCGACAAUCUAUAACAGGAUGCAUGUAAAGCCUUCUGCGCGACCAAUUGUUGUUGUCCUUCCCCUCUGUCACUCCGAUGAUACCGAGGCUGCUAGGGCCUCAAGAAGGCAAUACAAGGAGACAUUGUACUCGGUUUUGUUCGACAUGAAUGUUCCUGCUGUUUGUGCUGUUGAUCAAGCACUCCUAGCUUUGUAUGCUGCUAGACGAACCUCUGGUAUUGUUGUCAACAUUGGAUUCAAUGUCACAACCGUUGUUCCCAUCUUUCAAGGUAGGGUGAUGCGUGAGAUAGGCAUUGAAACUGUGGGGCAAGGUGCUCUGAAACUUACUGGAUUUCUAAAGGAGCUAUUGCAGCGAAGGAAUAUUUCUUUUGAAUCACUGUACACGGUUCGGACAAUCAAGGAGAAAAUUUGCUACGUCGCGGCUGAUUAUGAAGCAGAACUAUGUAAAAACACACAAGCUUCCUGUGAGGUGGAUGGUGAAGGGUGGUUCACUCUAUCAGAAGAAAGAUUCAAGAUGGCAGAAAUCCUUUUCCAGCCCCAGAUUGGAGGAGUUCGUGCUAUGGCUUUGCACAAAGCAGUAUCUCUAUGUAUGGAUCACUGCUACAACACAGAGGUGCUCCGUGAUCACAGCUGGUUCAAGACGGUGGUUUUAGCUGGUGGAUCGUCGUGCUUACCUGGUUUGCCAGAGAGGCUCGAGAAAGAGCUCCACAAACUUCUUCCUCCAUACAUCUCAGAAGGAAUAAGGGUUCUGCCUCCUCCAUUUGGCACAGACACCGCCUGGUUCGGUGCAAAGAUGAUCGGCACUGUGAGCACUUUCUCGGACGCAUGGUGCAUAAACAAGAAGCAGUUCCGCCAGAAGUCACGCCACAGCGGUUCAUCUUUAGCGAGUGCAUGGCGAUAGAUCCUGACGGCCGCAGCUAGGAUUGGCAAAGCCAGGGAAAGAGCCAUGAGGUUGUUAUCCUCUAAAAUAUGGUACAGAUCUAUACAGCAUCAGUCCCCAGUGUACAUAACAGAUAUGGUUACAUGUAUAUGGAUGAUAGAUUAUUGCGAGUAAAUAAAAAUGAUAGAUUGUUAUCGGUUAUGGGAUGCUGUGUAGCACAAGUGAAUGCAUCUUGUUGUGCGCAUUUAGUAUGAUUCUCUGUCAUUUAUGUACCCGUACAUUAUUGUUUUGCAGAUGAAAUAAUACCGUCUAUUUAUCUUGAA
Messenger RNA from Triticum dicoccoides, 1868 nucleotides. Its product is annotated as actin-related protein 8-like. The record is from RefSeq and is a predicted model, not a curated record. Gene Ontology annotation, molecular function: protein binding. The transcript has 12 exons. Bases 67 to 1566 code for a protein of 499 amino acids. NCBI's taxonomy places the organism in Eukaryota, Viridiplantae, Streptophyta, Magnoliopsida, Poales, Poaceae.